This is a messenger RNA of Trematosphaeria pertusa, 2742 nucleotides long. RefSeq names its product vacuolar protein sorting-associated protein 35. The transcript has 7 exons. Gene Ontology annotation, biological process: retrograde transport, endosome to Golgi; intracellular protein transport. Bases 48 to 2672 code for a protein of 874 amino acids. The record is from RefSeq and is a predicted model, not a curated record. NCBI's taxonomy places the organism in Eukaryota, Fungi, Ascomycota, Dothideomycetes, Pleosporales, Trematosphaeriaceae. Gene Ontology annotation, cellular component: late endosome; retromer, cargo-selective complex; retromer complex.
CCCCAUCCACUCGCUGCACCCCGGAACCGCCGCUCAUUCAACGCACAAUGGCGUCGCCGCCUCCAGUCGAGGACCAGGCGCGUCUGCUCGAGGAUGCCCUGGCCGUCGUGCGCCAGCAGACGAUGCUCAUGCGACGGUGCCUCGAGACGCCUGGCAAGUUGAUGGAUGCCCUAAAAUGCAGCUCUACUCUAGUCUCGGAGCUGCGGACGAGCAGCCUAGGCCCCAAGCAGUACUACGAGCUCUACAUGGCCGUUUUCGAUGCCCUCCGCCAUCUCGCCGUCUACCUCCGCGACAACCACCCUGUAAACCACCUCGCCGAUCUCUACGAGCUCGUCCAGUAUGCCGGGAAUAUUAUACCGCGUCUCUACCUCAUGGUCACCGUCGGCACUGUCUACAUGGCCAUUGAGGAUGCGCCGGUCAAGGAGAUAAUGAAGGAUAUGAUGGAGAUGAGUCGCGGAGUCCAGCACCCCAUUCGCGGACUGUUCCUCCGCUAUUAUCUCGCCGGCCAGGCGCGAGACCAUCUACCCACCGGCGACGGCGAUGGACCGGAGGGGAACCUGCAGGACUCCAUCAGCUUCAUCCUUACCAAUUUCGUCGAAAUGAACAAGCUGUGGGUGCGGCUACAGCAUCAGGGACACUCGAGAGAGCGGGAACAGCGGACCAAGGAGCGACAGGAGCUGCAGCUUCUGGUAGGCAGCAAUCUGGUCCGGUUGAGCCAGCUUGUGGAUUUGGAGAACUACAAGAAGAUCUUGAACCCGCUGCUGGAGCAGAUUGUCCAGUGCCGGGAUGUCCUUGCGCAGGAGUAUCUGCUGGAAGUGGUCACCCAGGUUUUCCCCGACGAGUUCCACCUGCACACCCUUGACCAAUUCCUCUCCGCGGUCGCACGAUUAAACCCGCAUGUGAACGUCAAGGCUAUAGUCGUUGGCUUGAUGGAUCGUUUAUCGGCAUACGCACAACGAGAGUCCGAGUCAGAAAGCCUUGAGCAGCGCAAGAAGACUGAAGAGGAGGCAAUAACAAACCUCAUGGAGCAAUUGAGGAUACGGAAGGAGCAGAAGCCCUCCGAGCCGGAACCAUCGGCUGCGCAGCCGAACGGGAACGCGUCCGAAGCUCAACCCGGUGCGGAAGAAGCGCCGUUGGCAUCGUCAACGACGGCUGCAGCUACACCAGCGACCGAAACAGCUGAAGCCGAUGGCGACGAUGACAUGGAGAAAUCACGCGGUAUCCCUAAGAACGUGAAGCUAUUCGAGAUCUUCCACGAGCAAGUAGCGACGCUCGUGAAAAUGCAACGGUUAACGAUCCAGGACACCAUCGGACUGCUUGUUUCGCUAGCGAAUCUUGCUUUGAACAUAUACCCAGAACGACUCGACUACGUGGACCAAGUAUUAGCUUUUGCGAACCAGAAGGCCACCGAAUAUGCGAACAGCGCCGAUCUGCAUUCACAGACAUGUCAAAGCCAGAUCCUCAGCCUACUCCUCGCCCCAAUUAAAGCCUACACCUCCCUUUUUACCGCAACAGCAUUGCCGAGCUUUGUUCCUCUACUGCACAAUCAACCAUAUCCAACCCGGAGAGCCGUAGCAGGCGAAGUAGCACGCAGUCUGCUUAGAAAUCAGACUCAUAUCACUUCCGUGGAGAAUCUUGAAAGUGUGCUGGAGAUUCUCAAAGUCCUGAUCAAGGAAGGAAUACAGCAAGCGACCGGCUACCCCGGUGGCCCGAUUCAGAGGAGGGCCAUGGAAACCGACGAGACGAUAGAAGAACAAGGGUGGUUAGCCCGGAUGGUGCAUCUCAUCCAUGGACCGGACAACGACACACAAUUCAAGCUUCUCCAAACGGCGCGGAAAGCCUUUGGCGAGGGCAAUGAACGCGUCAAGUAUACCUCGCCCGCGAUUAUCACAGCUUCGUUGAAGCUCGCACGACGUUACAAAGCCCGUGAGCACUAUGAGGAUAACUGGUCUUCUCAGUCGUCUGCUCUCUACAAAUUCAUGCAUAGCACGAUAUCUACACUCUAUGCACGGGUUGGCGGUUCCGCAGAUCUUUCUCUGCGCCUUUUUAUUGGCUGUGGCCAGGUUGCGGACCAGAACGGAUUCGAAGAAGUUGCCUACGAGUUUUUCGCACAGGCCUUCACGAUAUACGAAGAGGCUAUCAGCGAUUCCCGAGCCCAGUUCCAGGCUGUAUGCGUCAUCGCGAGCGCUCUGCACACGACGAGGAAUUUCGGCAAGGAGAACUACGAUACCUUAAUCACGAAGUGCGCAUUACACGGAAGCAAGCUGCUCAAAAAGCCCGACCAAUGCCGGGCGGUGUACCUAGCUAGUCACCUGUGGUGGGCAACUGAGAUCCGAAAUCUAGGAGACGAAGACCCGAAGAAUCUUUACCGGGACGGCAAGCGUGUGCUCGAAUGUCUGCAGCGUGCUCUUCGUGUAGCGGAUGCCUGCAUGGACGCUGCGGUGUCAGUAGAGCUCUUCGUCGAGAUUCUGAACCGCUAUGUGUAUUACUUUGACCAGGAGAACGAAGCUGUGACCACGAAAUACCUUAACGGGCUGAUCGAACUGAUCCACUCCAACCUGCAAUCCAACGAAAACGCUGCUUCCCUUGAGAACCCUAGGCGGCAUUUCCAGCGCACUUUGGAUUACAUCUCAAGCCGCGAGUACGAAGGCGUGGUCACGACGGCGAAGUAGUCUAGAAUGAUGAAGCUGUGGGGAGCAAGGUGUGCGGAAGAGUAGGUGGAGGAUCUUGACUUUUGCUCCC